AUAUGUAACAUCAGAAGGUAACACAUUUCUCUGGUCUCUCCAUCUUCCUUCAUUCGUCAGAAAUAUACCAACCGAGAUAGACCGCUGGGAUCACCUCGAGCGAUGUCGGGAUCAUCUGUAGCACGAUAUCUCCUGGUUCUGGGUUCCUUUGCUAUCUUGGAGCAGCUCCUUCGCGUUGCUAAUGCUCAAAAUCAAUCUCAACCUACUACAGACCCUGAUGAAGCGAGAAUUUUGAACUCUAUAUUUCAACAAUGGAGAAUAUCAGCAAAUGCUCAAUGGAAUAUAAGCGGUGAGCUUUGCAGCGGAGUCGCCUUAGACUCCACCGCCUUCGACAGUGGGACUUACAACCCCAUCAUCACAUGUCAAUGCGACAACUCCACUUGUCACAUCACCCAACUGAAAGUUUACGCCUUGAGCGUUGUAGGUGUGAUUCCGGAUGCACUCUGGAAUUUGACUCACCUCACCAAUUUGGAUUUGCGUCAAAAUCAUUUGAUUGGUCCCCUAUCUGCAUCUAUUGGCAAUCUAACUCAAAUGCAAUAUCUGAGUGUUGGCAUUAAUGCUUUAUCCGGCAAGGUUCCGAAGGAACUUGGAUUGCUUACUGAUUUAAGAUCGUUGUCAAUUAGUUCAAAUAACUUCUCCGGUCCUUUGCCAUCUGAACUUGGGAAUUGUUUGAGAUUGGAACAAUUUUACAUUGGUAGCUCUGGAGUUAGUGGUGACAUUCCUUCGACAUUUGCUAGGCUACAAAAUCUAGCUACACUAUGGGCAUCUGACAUUGAACUCACAGGCAGGAUACCUGACUUUAUUGGGAAUUGGUCAAAACUUACUACUUUGAGGUUUCAAGGAAAUUCUUUCGAUGGUCCAAUACCUCCAACCUUUGCUAGUCUAACUUCAAUGGAAGAAUUGAGGAUUAAUGGUUUGUCUAAUGGAAGUUCUACGUUAGAAUUUAUUAAGAAUAUGAAGUCCUUAAGCAUCUUGGCAAUUGAAGUUAUUCGACGAUUAACAUCAGAAAAGUACCAUCUAAUGCAUGAGAGGGAUAAUUUAUGGACUGAGGUGUCUAAGUUCAGCAAAAGAGAUAAUUGUAUUCCAGAAUCUGCGAUUAUUGCAUUAGAGUUGAAGAGUAUAGUGCUGUGCUUGCAGGAUCAAAUCCAUAGUUUGGAGAAGAAGUUACUGGCUAUGGAAAAAAAUUUGGAAGAUGAGUUUGUUAGUUCGAUGAACAAAAUGCUUGUUAUGGGGGGAAAAAUAGAGAGUCUGGAGAAGGAUAUGCAGAAUAAUUUUGGUAGCACGGAUGAGAAAAUGGUGAGUAUGUUUAAGUUUUUUGGGGAUAAGUUUGGAGGCAUGGAGCAGAAAAUGUUGGAUACGGAUAAGCAUUUGGAGGCAAUUGACAGUUUGGACAAGAAAAUAGAUGCCCUGAUGACAAAGGUUUACAACAAGAAAGCUUUUGGCAAACUAUUUGUAAUUGUUGUAUCUUGUGUACUGCCAAUAUUAUUUGCAAUGAUAAAAUUUGUAAUUAGAAAUCAAGGGUUAAAUUUGCCUGCCAUAGAAUGAGAACAUAUUGUAAUUUUGCAAAUUGGCAAUGGAAGUAUACUUUUGUCUAUAUCCUGUUGCUUUUGAUGAGUAUGGAAAUAAUAACAGUGAACAUUAUACCAGGAAAUUGUAUCUGUCACAGGAAAUUGUAUCUGUCACAGGAAAUUGUAUCUGUCACAGGAAAUUGUGUACUGUAAAUUAUACCAGUAAACUAUACCAGUAAAU
Messenger RNA from Rubroshorea leprosula, 1749 nucleotides. Lineage: Eukaryota; Viridiplantae; Streptophyta; Magnoliopsida; Malvales; Dipterocarpaceae. The record is from the annotation of a GenBank genome assembly.